Messenger RNA from Scaptodrosophila lebanonensis, 2379 nucleotides. RefSeq names its product ribosomal RNA processing protein 1 homolog (gene Nnp-1). Gene Ontology annotation, biological process: rRNA processing. Gene Ontology annotation, cellular component: preribosome, small subunit precursor; nucleus; preribosome, large subunit precursor. The record is from RefSeq and is a predicted model, not a curated record. The transcript has a single exon. The coding region runs from base 57 to 2138 and encodes 693 amino acids. NCBI's taxonomy places the organism in Eukaryota, Metazoa, Arthropoda, Insecta, Diptera, Drosophilidae.
CCGGAGGAAUUUGCAAAAAAGCGCUGUAGUACGUAUUGUUUCAUUCAGAGUAAAUAAUGGUGACGCGCAAAAAGUCAAUUAAACGUACGGCGGAGGUCGCUGCAAUUGACAAUAGCGUCGAUAGCGAUGAUGGCGCGUCGCAACCCAAGGUUCCCAAGGAGUUGCUGGUAAUAGCGCAGGAGGUAAAAUUUGUGCGUGCCUUGGCUUGCAAUGACCUGGUUAAACGGAAUCGACAGUUACGCAAAUUGCGUAAAUGGUUCCAGCUGCGAGCACGCAGUUCCUUCCCCUUUACCGAGGAUGAUUUUAUGCGUCUCUGGAAAGGCUUGUACUAUAACAUGUGGAUGUCGGACAAGCCGUUAGUGCAAGAAGACCUAGCUGAGCAGUUGGGUCAAAUGGUGGACAGCUUUAGUGGCAACACCGACUGCAGUUUGGCCUACUUUAGUGCAUUUAUGCGCACUAUGUGUCAGGAGUGGUUUGGCAUUGAUCAAUGGCGCAUGGACAAGUUUUUAAUGCUGGUACGUCGGAUGCUGCGCUAUAUGCUGCGUCUGCUGAAGCAGAACAAAUGGGCACCAGAGCUAAUACAGACAUUCAACACGGAUAUGGAAAAAUCUGUGAUGGCGGAGCAGCCUAAGUCACGUGGAUUGACUAUGCACUAUAUGGACAUAUUUUUUGAGGAGUUGGCAAAGGCGGCCAAUGGCGAGAUCACCUCGGCAGAGGUUAAUCUCUUCCUGCGCCCAUUCGUUUCCUAUAUGGGAACACAGCGCGAUGCCAAGCUGACAGCCCAGUGUCGCACACGUGUACUCUAUCAUCUGCUAUAUCAAAGCGAUUUGGGUCGAGAAUACACCGACAAGUAUAAUGCUUGGAAAGAUAUGGGAUUUCCCACUGCUUCCAUCGAUGACGUAGAAAAGCUUGAUUCUGGCUUUGACGAAGAGGACGAUGAAAACGAGCAGAGUAAUGAACGCACUCUAACGCUAGAUCCGCGGGCUGGUGAUGUGGAUGUGCACAUGCCAGAGCUUCCUCUGAAUGCUGAUUGUGUGCUGGACGAGUUGCAGACACUGCUUCGUACGCAUGAAUAUAAUAGCAAGCGACGCAAGUCGCUACGCAAGCUACAACAGAUCUUUGAGACAUACAAGGGCGGAGAGUUUCCAUUGGGCGUGCGCUCUAUGCCUAAGGUUGAAGGUGAAUCGUUGGGAGAAAUGUUUAAAAAGAAAGUAAUAGAGCUCAAUGAAAUGGAAGAUGAGGUCUUUGGAACGGGUCGCAAACUCAAAAAGCUCAGCAAAGCCAAACGGAAGCGGUUGUUGCAGUCUAUUAAUUUCGAAGAGGUGGAUGAGGACAAUUAUGACGAGAUAAUCGGCAAGGCGUUGUCGCCCGAGCUGGAAAAGCAAGCACAGCGCAAUGCCAAGUUGCGUUCCACAAUCAACAAUGGCUGGCUGGUGGAACAGGUAGAUGAGGCGGAACAAGAGAAGCCACAAGAGAACGAGCAGCCUACAGCCAAAAAAAUAAAAAAGUCCAACGCAAAGCAGUCUACUGUCGAAACAAAAAAACAAAAUCCAAGGAAGGAGCAUGCAGACCAGAAGAGUGCAGAGCCAACUGUAGCAGCUAAGAAGCAAAAGAAAUCCAAGCUAGACAAGGAGCAGGAGCCGAGCCAAGGAGCCGAUAUCACAACUGAAGCACAAACUAAGCCUACAACAAAAUCAGAAAGCGACAAAACUGAAGUGGAAGCAAUUACAAAUGCCAAGGCCGCCAACGGCUGGGAAGCACCACUCGAGACCGGUGAGCUUGAGUAUUUUGUGCCAUCGCGCAAGCAGCAACUAAAGAGAGCCAACAAUAGUCUGGUUCUUAAUCCGGUCGCGGUUGCGGUCAAGUCCACACCAAAGGCAGCAACAACGGCUGCCACGGAACGCAUCAAGUUUGCUACUCCAUCGAGCAGCGGAAGCGCAAAGCGCGUGCGCAUUGUUACAAAACGGAACAGCAUCCAUCCAACCAGCGACUAUUUGCGUCAGCUGAAGCUAUCGCCCCAGUUGCCAUACGAUGCUGAUCGCCAACCUGGCAAGAGUGCCCUUAAGCCGCACGUCCUUCCCGGUCCCAUAAAUCCCAACUUCAAGGGCGCCAAGCUUUCGUUCAACGACACGCUGUGACACUUUCUGGCCUGGUUCGGAAUAUAAUAAUAAAAAUUUUUAAUCCGAAGAUCUGAUACUGAUUAGCUAAAUCUGGCCGGACGUACAUGCGCCUCAUAAUUUUUAAAUUGAGGGGUUUUCCCACUCGGCGGCAUCUGCAACUGCAAUCAAAUAAACUCCGCAGCUGUAGUUGUAAAUACAUAUAUAAAGAUGCGUACUAUAUAUAUAUAUAUAUACAUAUACUUGUAUGUAAUCGCAUGUA